CAUAGAUGUGCCAAAGAGGGAGGGCAAAUUUAAAUACUCUGGGUAGGAUCCCGCCCGUGGGAACAAAAUUGGAAUAGCAAAAGGAUUUCGCAGGCCAAGUCUUAACACAGAACAGGCUACAAGCUGCACGGAAAUGCUGGCCCUGAGCUCGAUUUUCCUCCCGCUCGCCUUCUGCCUUCUGGUUGUCCAACUGGUGAGGCUCCAGUUUAAGAGAAGACUCUACCCACCUGGACCGACCCCUCUGCCUUUCAUCGGGUGCUUAUGGAACCCCAAAUAUUUUUAUUUCAACCGGGAACUCCUGAGUGAGAUGUCCAAGGUCUACGGGAAUAUCUUUACACUGUGGUUCGGGCCAUACCCUGUGAUUAUACUCCAAGGUUACCAAGCCGUGAAGGACGGUCUCACCACCCAUCCUGAAAAUGUUUCUGGCCGUCCUCUGAUCCCCCUUUUUAAAGAGUUGGCGAAGAACAAAGGGAUCCUGCUUUCCACGGGCUUGACGUGGAAGCAGCAAAGGCGAUUCUCAAUGGCGACCCUGAAGACCCUGGGCAUGGGGAGGAGCGCUCUGGAGUAUCAGAUCCAAGAGGAAGCAGAAAGUCUGGUGGACGUUUUCAGGAAAAGUGAAGGAAAACCCAUGAAUCCGAAUUUCGCCUUGAACCUCUCCGUUUCCAACGUGAUUUGUGCGUUAGUCUUUGGUCAUCGUUUCCCCAUAGAAGAUGAGACUUUUCACCACCUGCUGGAAGCCAUAGAGAAUAUUUUCAGUAUUUCUGAAACCCCCGUGAGUAACCUGUACAAUAUUUUCCCCAGGAUUAUGCAGCAUGUCCCAGGAAGUCACCAGAAGGCAUUUUCCUCCCGUGACUUUGUUCAGUCCUUCAUAAGAGAGGAGAUCAAGAAACACCAAGAAGCAGAACAUCAAGGAAAAGACCAAGACUUCAUUGAUUGUUACCUGGCUAAAAUAGAGAAAACAAAAAACCAACCCCAAUCACCCUACGAUGAAAAGAAUAUGGUUCAGUGCGUCUUUGAUCUCUUCCUCGGGGGAACAGACACAUCAGCCACCACUCUCUACUGGGCAUUGUUAUAUAUGACAUUUUAUCCUGACAUUCAAGCCAAAGUCCAACAGGAAAUAGAUACAGUUCUACCACCGGGCCACUCGAUCUGUUACGAGGAUCGCAAGAAACUUCCGUACACCAAUGCUGUGGUGCACGAAAUCCAGCGCUUUAGCAACAUCAUUUGUAUUGGAGUGCCCAGAUUCUGCAUAAGAGACACAAAGAUCCAGAACUUUCUCGUUAGAAAGGGCUCGACCUUUUUCCCGAACAUGGCUUCGGCCUUGUAUGAUGCCAACGAAUGGGAGACGCCCCUCACGUUCAACCCAAACCAUUUCCUUGACAAGGACGGGAAUUUCACCUGCCCAGAAGCAUUCAUCCCGUUUUCUUUAGGUCAUCGAGCAUGCUUGGGAGAAAAUUUAGCAAAGACUGAGAUCUUCCUGUUCUUUAGCAAACUUUUACAAAUGUUCCAUUUGCACUUGGCCGAAGGAUCAAAAGAUAUAAAACUUGAGCCAGUCUUCGGAGCCACUAUGAAGCCUCAUGACUUCGACAUCUGUGCAAUUCCUCGAUAG
Thamnophis elegans (Western terrestrial garter snake) is the source of this 1609-nucleotide messenger RNA. Its product is annotated as cytochrome P450 2C8-like. The record is from RefSeq and is a predicted model, not a curated record. Gene Ontology annotation, molecular function: iron ion binding; oxidoreductase activity, acting on paired donors, with incorporation or reduction of molecular oxygen, reduced flavin or flavoprotein as one donor, and incorporation of one atom of oxygen; heme binding. Gene Ontology annotation, biological process: arachidonate metabolic process; xenobiotic metabolic process. Gene Ontology annotation, cellular component: cytoplasm; intracellular membrane-bounded organelle. The transcript has 9 exons. Lineage: Eukaryota; Metazoa; Chordata; Lepidosauria; Squamata; Natricidae. Bases 134 to 1609 code for a protein of 491 amino acids.